UAUGCAGGAUGGCUCAUCCAAUGUUCCCCCUACUGGAGACGUUCUACGACUCCAAGCACCGCGCACACGUAAUAGCUGACGAAGGGGAAGCGCUGCAGCCCCUCCGUGCACGUACCCACUCGCCUCUCCGAUGGGAUGAGCGGUACGCGCCGUACUUGCGCCGGGAUGGGUUGCUGCCUUUGGCUCGAGUUGUGUGCGCGGGUCUGCCAGUGAUGGAUGCACCCCUUCUUACUGCUUUUGUUGACCGUUGGAGGCCAGAAACACAUAGCUUCCACCUGCCUUGCGGUGAAGUGUCCAUAACUCUACAAGAUGUGGCAAUGAUUCUUGGACUACCUCUGGAGGGAAAUGCAGUCACUGGCAUGAUACAAAGUGAUGGAUGGAGGGAUAUGGUUCAGGCGCAGGUUGGGAUUCGUCCACCAGAACCGCCAGAGGGAGUGAAGGAUAGAAAGACCUCAGGGGUGAGCUCGGCUUGGCUAAAGGAAAAUUUCUACCAUUGCCCCCAAGGAGCACCUCAAGAACUUGUAGAGCGCCAUGCACGUGUUUGGGUGUGGCACCUCUUUGGAGGCUUCUUGUUUCUGGAUGGUUCGGGCAACACUAUAUCAUGGAUGGUACUACCUAUUCUUGGUCAGCAGUGGGAAAACAUUGCAAAGUACAGCUGGGGGUCGGCAACACUUGCUUGGUUGUACCGACAACUUUGUGAUGCAUGUCGGUGGGUUGCAAGCGACUCAAUCCUAGGAGGGUGUGCCUAUCUAUUGCAAAUUUGGAUUUGGGAAAGGUUUCCAGUAGGUCGGCUGUACCGUGGUGAAUUAGAGCCUUGGCCGCACCAUGACCCAGAAUCGAGGCCGACAGUUGCUUAUUGCUGGAAGAAUGUGGGAGCAGUUAGAGGGGACCCUGCACGCCGAUACAUGCACUAUAUGGAUGACCUUGACAGCCUCAUGCAAAAUCAGUGGGAGCAAAGGCAUAGGAUGAACCCUGAUUCCGGUCCAGUGCAUAGGCACAACCAUUACAAGGACUAUCUUCAGUGGCUACAUUCAGUGUCAAGAGUUUCAAUCAAGCCUCCACGCUCCACUGAGCCUAUAAAGGAUCGCGAGGACACCGACGAUGAUGAUGACAUCGUCGACGAGUACGAUGAUAUCACUCGCUCAGGAGUUUAG
Molecule: messenger RNA, 1154 nt
Organism: Panicum virgatum (switchgrass)
Lineage: Eukaryota; Viridiplantae; Streptophyta; Magnoliopsida; Poales; Poaceae
Product: protein MAINTENANCE OF MERISTEMS-like
Exons: 4
Coding region: 9-1154 (381 amino acids)
Biological process (GO): meristem development; meristem maintenance
Source: RefSeq, a predicted model, not a curated record